CCUCGUGUGAGGCUAUCGGGUUGACACAUUUUGGCGGACCACGAGAUUCUAGUCGAGCGCGAAGUGGAACGCAGCCACGGCUGCUAAUGCACAGGAAGACCCACAAGUGCGACCAACAGAUAUCCUGCACGACCACCCCUUAGGCGGAAAGUCACAGAGAGCGCAGCUGGCGCGUCAUACACGAGCAAGAUGUCACAGGCUCAACCCACGUAUGAGGAUUAUGUGCAGAGGAUUCAUUACUCGGAAAAAUACACUGAUGACGAAUGGGAAUAUCGGCAUGUCAUUCUGCCAAAACCCCUCUUGAAGCUGAUCCCGAAGGAGUACUUCGACCCAGAGGAGCCGGGGGUGUUAAGAAUCUUGACCGAUUCGGAAUGGCGAGGGAUCGGUAUUACGCAAAGUCUAGGCUGGGAGCAUUACGAGGUGCAUGCCCCAGAGCCGCACAUUCUCCUCUUUCGGCGAGAAAAGGACUACCAAGAAAAGUACGGACCGGCUGGCAAGCCCGCCGCGAAAUGAAAGAGAGUCUGUUGAACCGCCGACCGCUCUUCGUCCAAACCGUCCCUUAACACUCUUCCAAAUCUACCGAACAACAGCCUGCUUUACAUACUGACUGCCACAACAAGCCACGGGGUUACCCAAGCAUCAUUUGAAGGACACCUGAACAUACUGUAUUAUUUGUCCGAGCAUAUUCAUCGAGCAAGCCCCG
This is a messenger RNA of Tilletiaria anomala UBC 951, 703 nucleotides long. RefSeq names its product CKS-domain-containing protein. The coding region runs from base 190 to 513 and encodes 107 amino acids. Gene Ontology annotation, molecular function: protein kinase binding; histone binding; ubiquitin binding. Lineage: Eukaryota; Fungi; Basidiomycota; Exobasidiomycetes; Georgefischeriales; Tilletiariaceae. Gene Ontology annotation, cellular component: SCF ubiquitin ligase complex; cyclin-dependent protein kinase holoenzyme complex. The record is from RefSeq and is a predicted model, not a curated record. The transcript is spliced from 4 exons. Gene Ontology annotation, biological process: regulation of mitotic cell cycle.